Carya illinoinensis is the source of this 549-nucleotide messenger RNA. Its product is annotated as protein ACCELERATED CELL DEATH 6-like. The transcript has 3 exons. Lineage: Eukaryota; Viridiplantae; Streptophyta; Magnoliopsida; Fagales; Juglandaceae. The record is from RefSeq and is a predicted model, not a curated record. The coding region runs from base 1 to 549 and encodes 182 amino acids.
AUGGAAAAAAGGUUUUUACGUGCUUCUGGAGGCUUGGAAAAUUUUAGAUUCCAUCGUUAUGGACGAGUAGUAGAAGUCGGGUAUGAUGAAAUUGAGAAGAAGCCGGUGCAAAAGCUGGAGCAGGAGCAGGAGGUGAUCCGGGGGGUGUGGCAGGAGCACGACGAGAUUAGCAGAAAGAAGAAGAUGGAGGUGGAGGAUAAAGCGGCUCAAGCUCAUUUGGUAGUUGCUGCACUCAUUACAACUGUGACCUUUGCUGCAGGCAUUACCAUGCCCGGGGGCUUCAUUGGUGGAGAUGAUCAUCGACAUCCAGGCUCUGCAGUUUUGAGAAAAAGUGCUGCUUUCCAAGUAUUCAUCAUUACAAAUGCCCUAUCAUUGAUGCUAUCUAGCUCUUCUAUUUUUAUCCACCUCUUUAUUCCGAUUUUCCCUUCUGAAGACGUCUUGGAAAGGCGCUCAAGUUUUCUUCAAAUAGCCUUUUUGUUCCUUCUUUCCUCCAUGGCACCAAUGGUUUUGGCAUUUGUCACAGGGUUAAUUGCAAAUUUAGUAACUUAG